GUUUUGGUCCUCCCUCCAUGCCAACAUUUGCUCGUUCACCGAUAUCAGGCCUCAGAAUCCCUCAUCCUUCUAAGACUUACGUUUGGAGAUGUACACUAUGUUCUAUUUUUGGACUCAGUAUUGUCUAUGGUUGACCGGAGGGCCACGAUGAUUUAACGAAGUUGCGUCGAUCCCAUCUACUUCGGACAUCUUUGAAACAUCCAGCUUGCACUUGCUUGAUUGGAGCCUUGCGCUUCCAUCAUGAAGGUCGUCCCCGAAGAGACCGAGUAUGCCGAGUACCCCAUGAGAAAUAUCAGUGAUCAAAACGAAACAUGUAGAACACACCUUUCCUAAGGACUAUUGCACCGAUGAAUACAUCCAGUGAUUGACAGCUCAUCUCAACAUCAACUAACAACGCUGGCUUAACACACAUCGUUAAAGUCCCAGUGGUAUAAGCUUCGUACUCCAGACCUUUUCUUGGCGAUCUGCGAUGAUUACGGAGCGAGUCAUCCCGGACAAAGAGUCCGACUAUCUUUAAAAAAAAAACAGGUAUGACUGAGCGGAAUUUUCUGUCAUACAAAUGGCUAGGGACCUGUUGACAUCACGAAAUAAUGAUAGCCUGUAGCGCACAACGAGGGCGUUAUCAGAGACACAAGGAUGACCAGCAGGUCAUGAGGUGAACCGCAAGCCGACGCUGCAACCUGACGCUAGAACGAGGCACGGUAUAAAUACCACUGCGUCGGAUUCGCACAAUGUUGAACGCUUUCCCUCAUCGUUCCCACUCAGAUGGGUUUAUUGGUUUACGAGCCUGUUACAUCCAGUCUUCCAGCGGAUAUCAUCACCCCCAUACUUGAACAGCUUGCCGAUCGAAGGGAUCUUGGUCGAUGUGCGCUGGUGAACUCCGUCUUUCACCGAGCAGCAAUUCCAUUGUUGUACCGAACGUUGGAUGUGAAGACGAAGAGACAGGGCUAUGAAUCCUUCAUAAUCGUUCAUCCCUCAAAAACGCUACUAAGAAGGCCAGAAUAUGCCAAAUACGUUCGAUAUGUACGAGAAACAGCUACAGUGGGGUUCUAUGAACCCAAGCUCAUAUCGGACUGCAGGAAGGCCCUGCGUAUGUGCAUUAACCUGCGUUCCUUCACUUGGGUAGACGACGCUCAUGAUACUAUUAACGACGACAACUUCCUCGCGUACCUUUCGAUCUUGCGAAGUCUUCCUCGUGUCAUCGAGCUGAUCAUACGUACAUCAGCCGGUAUUUCAGAUGAAGUGUGGUCAAAAUUGACCGAGUUCACUGGUCUCCACAAAAUCGCGAUAUGGUGCUUACAUGGCAAAGCUCGCGUUCUUCAAGGUUGGUCGGAGCAACUGGGCAGCUCGCUCACCCAUUUGGAAUUGGGCCGAUGUGCAGGUUCUGCUACCGUCCUCGUUUUAGUCCUUUCCCAUCUUCCAGGACUCAAGACCCUUCGACUCAAGGGUGCACCGAGUAAUUCUAUUCCGGAGAUCUUGUCCGUGCUGCCGAAUCUCGUUUCGCUCGAUACGGAGUACCUUGGGGCUGGCAGGAUCUUCAAUGAUGAUCAACCGGCAGCUUCGUUGCGGGAGCUCACGGUUCGCACGAGUUCCGUCGACUUACAGGGUCCUCCCAAUUUAUGGCCUUGGAUCGCAAGCUUAAUUCCUAGACCAUCCCUGGAGACACUAAAGCUCCACACGUUCUCGACACAAGGCGACAUGUCGAUGCCUCGAAUGUUCUUGCUAGAUCUUGCGAAGACCCACAAACACACUUUGAAGCACUUCAAUGUGAACUCCGUUCAAUUGACUCUGCAGGAUAUCGAAUGUCUGUGCACCAUGUUCCCGAACCUCGAAACUGUGUCCUGCUCUCUUGCAUGGUGCAAGGAUCAUAAUGAUAUCAAGAACGCGAUUGCAAACGGACACAAUCUUCGUAGCCUCCAGCUGAGCGUACAUUGGGGCCGUGGGUCUUUCGCGGUACGAAGCAGGUUCAACGAUGAAGAAGCAAAGGAGUGGAUGCUGCGAGAAAACUCUCGGCUGAGGCAGGUUGGCUUAGGCGAUACUCUUUAUAUUGGAAAAUGGGUCCGAAAACCCACGACUGAUGGUAAGACGACAACCCUAGAGUUUGAGGUGUUGCGCGACGUGGUGCAAGAUUCCUGGAUUUGAUCUUAAUUCGUAAAGUGUAUACCUUGUCUUGAAUCUUUAUCCAUGGAUCUAUGUAUUUAUAUCCACGUUCUAGUUGGGUUUGGAAUAUCAUACACGGAUGGUUUAUUGGAUUUCAGAGACGUACUGCGAUAGCGGCGUGGAACGACAGCGAGAACCACGCUCACGGACUUCAUGGUAUCAGCUUGCAACAGCAAUGUCAUAUGACGAAUCUUAAGGAUAAAAGAAGUAUUUCCUGUCCCUCGGGAGCCAUCACAAAGAGUGGGUGCAUCUGUUCGAAACAUAUGAUACUAUAA
Messenger RNA from Somion occarium, 2435 nucleotides. Lineage: Eukaryota; Fungi; Basidiomycota; Agaricomycetes; Polyporales; Cerrenaceae. The record is from the annotation of a GenBank genome assembly.